CCUGGAACCAAACCUUCAAGACCCAACUAGUGUUUCCACAAAAUGCCCUCCACCACCGCCAAGCCCGCCGGGAAACAUGUGUUGAUGAUCGACAACUACGACUCGUUCACCUGGAACUUGUACCAGUUCCUCUGCCAGUCGCCCAAGUGCGGCAAGGUGAGCGUCUUCCGUAACGACAAGAUCGACAUCGACACCAUCGUCAACGAGAUCAAACCCGACAUUAUUUUCAUCAGUCCAGGGCCAGGACACCCAACCACCGACCUGGGGGUCUCGCGCGCCAUCGUGGAGUAUUUCCAAGGAAAGUUACCCAUUUUGGGGGUUUGUAUGGGCCAGCAGGUGAUCUUUGACGUCUUUGGUGGGGUCGUUGAUUACGCCGGAGAAAUCGUCCAUGGGAAGACCACCACCAUCAAGCAUGAUGGCAAGGGGAUGUUUGCCAACGUGCCGCAGUCUGUGGCCGUCACCAGGUACCAUUCGUUGGCCGGAACCCAAAAGACAUUGCCUGAUUGCUUAGAGGUUACCGCCCGGACUGAAACUCUGCCAGAGAUUAUCAUGGGGGUACGACACAAGGUUUAUACAAUCGAGGGGGUUCAAUUUCACCCUGAGUCCAUUUUGACCGAAUCUGGACAGUUGAUGAUUGAUAAUUUGAUGGAUAUUGAAGGAGGAACUUGGGAAGAAAACAAAGAAGCCAGUGCCGAAUGUGCUGGCGUUAGUGCUGUUGCUGCUGCUGCUGCUACUACUGCUGCUUCUUCCUCCGGAACCACUGUCGGCUCUGCCUCCAGUGGCUCCUCUAAUAUUCUUACCAAAAUCUACCAUCAAAGAAUCGCCGAUUACAAACAAAUCUCACAACUCCCAGGGAAAUCUUUCUCCUCAUUAGAAUCUACCCUCUCCCUUAACAUCACUCCUCCACCAAUCAACUUCUACGAACGUCUCCAUUCUAACCCAAAGACGGUGAUCCUCUCGGAAUUCAAAAGAGCAUCUCCUUCCAAAGGUGACAUCAAUGUGGAUGCCCAUCCGGGUCAACAGGCACUUGUCUACGCCAUGAAUGGAUGUUCUGCCAUUUCCGUGUUGACUGAACCUACCUGGUUCAAAGGGUCUCUUGACGACUUGUCCCUCAUCCGUAAGGUGAUUGAUGAGGCCACCGUGACUAAACUUUUCCCAGACUACGUCAGACCAGCCGUUUUACGUAAGGAGUUCAUUUUCAACAAGUAUCAAAUUCUUGAGUCUCGUCUUGCUGGUGCUGACUCUCUUCUCUUGAUUGUCAAGAUGUUACAAGAUGCCUCCCUCUUGCAAGAACUCUACGAAUACUCCUUGUCCUUGGGGAUGGUCCCCUUGGUUGAAGUCAACAAUAGCGAGGAACUCGAAGUCGCCCUCAAAUUGACGUUUGAAGGAUCCACCAACGAGCCACUUGUCAUUGGAGUCAACAACCGUAACUUGACCACUUUUGACGUUGAUUUGAACACCACCAGCUCCUUGGUGGCCCAGGCCAAGGGCAGUGCCAGAAAGGGCGAUGUCAUGGUUUUGGCGCUUUCUGGGAUCACCUCUGUUGAAGACGUCAAGAAGUACAAGUACGAAGACAAUGUCGAUGGCUUUUUGAUUGGUGAAAGCUUGAUGAGAGCUGAAGAAAAGGGGGUUGCUGGGGAUUUCCUCAAGGAAUUAUGUGAAGCUUAAUGUAUAGAUAAUAAAGAACAAAAUUGAAUAAACAAG
This is a messenger RNA of [Candida] anglica, 1704 nucleotides long. The record is from the annotation of a GenBank genome assembly. Lineage: Eukaryota; Fungi; Ascomycota; Pichiomycetes; Serinales; Debaryomycetaceae.